Messenger RNA from Periophthalmus magnuspinnatus, 2930 nucleotides. RefSeq names its product ERI1 exoribonuclease family member 2 (gene eri2). Gene Ontology annotation, biological process: exonucleolytic trimming to generate mature 3'-end of 5.8S rRNA from tricistronic rRNA transcript (SSU-rRNA, 5.8S rRNA, LSU-rRNA). The record is from RefSeq and is a predicted model, not a curated record. NCBI's taxonomy places the organism in Eukaryota, Metazoa, Chordata, Actinopteri, Gobiiformes, Gobiidae. The transcript is spliced from 9 exons. The coding region runs from base 169 to 2052 and encodes 627 amino acids. Gene Ontology annotation, molecular function: 3'-5'-RNA exonuclease activity; zinc ion binding; nucleic acid binding.
AUCACUGAUCGAUGAAACCACACGGUGUUCGUUUUGUUCAGACUGGCAGACAGAAUGCAUAGAUCGUAGCAAACUAUUUUAAAAUCCAGCGCGGGUUUGCUCGUGAAGGAUGAAUGAACCGCUUCUAAUGGUGUUGUUUUUGUCCGUUGCUUAUAACGUGGGUCAGAUAUGGCUACAAAGCGAUUAGCUAAAGAACUGGGUUUACUGAGGCAACGCAGCAACUCCUCUGGCUCCAAGAAACUGGUGUCAAAUCAGGUUUUUGCCUACAUCAUCGUCAUAGAUUUUGAGUCCACGUGUUGGAAGGAGAAGAACAACUAUGGCCAAGAAAUCAUUGAGUUCCCUGCGGUGCUGCUGAACACCUCCACAGGGGAGGUGGAGUCUGAGUUCCACUCUUAUGUCCAGCCUCAGGAACAUCCCGUUCUGUCAGAGUUCUGCACUGAGCUCACGGGCAUCACACAGAAUCAGGUGGAGGCUGGGGUUCCUCUUCAGAUCUGCCUGUCCCGCUUCAAUCGCUGGCUCCAGAGGCUGCAGCAUCAGAAGGGCCUUGUGUUUUCACAGAGACAGCACAGCACUGCUCAGCCCAUAGAGGCUCCUAAACUCUGCACUUUCCUCACAUGGUCAGACUGGGACCUGGGUGUGUGUCUGCUCUAUGAAUGUAAACGCAAACAGAUCAACAAGCCCUCGGUGCUCAACAGCUGGAUCGACCUGAGGAGCACCUACAGGCUCUUUUACAACAGAAAACCCAAAGGUCUGAACGGAGCGCUGCAGGAUUUGGGAAUACAGUUUGAAGGCCGGGAACACUCAGGGCUGGAUGAUGCUCGGAACACUGCACAGUUAGCUGCACGUAUGAUGAGGGAGGGCUGUGUGCUGAGGGUCACCCGCAGUCUAGACCGGAUGCCAAUGACUAACCUCAAAGCACCAUCUGAACCCAAGACACCAGCUAAACAGAAUGAAGUAAAGGACCAAGGAACAGCCACCACCAAACUCUCUUCCACCAGCUUUCUCAAACCAGGCUUAGACCAUCCAAACUCCACUGUGAACCCAAGCUCAGUUCAAAGUCUAGUCUCACCGAAGACGCUCCUCAAUGGAACAACUGUAUUAAGAGAACCAUGUCAGUCAACCAGAACCUCACCAAACCUGUCUGCAAUCACUGUUAAUAUGCCUUCACACAGUUUAACCCCCAAUACAGCAGGCUGCGUCCAAUUUCUACCCCAUUCACAACCUUUUAUCACGGAGGGUUCUUUUGAGGAGCUAGUGGUGGAGAGUGAGGAGAGAUGCGGUUCCUAUGACGAUGUGGUUUUGGACUCGGACGUUUCAGAAUUUGAAAGGUCAAGCUAUUCUUCAGAUGAAUCGGUCUAUGUGUCAAAACCAAUUAUUAAUACAACUGCAAGCAUUAGCAAAAAUAAACAAAAUGCUAAUCAGGAAGGUGGUUUGAAGCCAGAACUUGAGACAUGUUUUGCUGUGCCGAAACCUGUAAGCAAACCCAAACUUAGCCAUUGUCCAUCAGAGAAAGGUCAGAUGCCCUACAGCCUCCUAAACAAAUCUGACACCAGUUUUAGAUUAGCUAAUUUGUCCAAGGCACAAGUUUUGGUCUCGAAUACUCCAACUGUUCUUAAGCCUAAAACUACACAAUCUUUCUCCAUCUACACAGACUCAGAUGAUCCCGACUCCUCAACAUCACGUCCUUCUUUCUCCAAAAGUGUCCUAUCAAACUUGUCCGUCAACAGCUCCUUGAACAGAACCUGGGUUGGGGGGAUGAGAAAAGGAGAGAGUCGGAUCACCUCUCCACUGUGUGCAUGUGGGCGCAGGGCUAAGAGGCAGACAGUGUCAAACGGAGGGCCUAACCAAGGGAGGGCCUUCUUCUGUUGCCCCAGGAGACGAUCUAGCGGCAGGGACAGAGCGCCGAGCGGGUGUGGCUUUUUUAAAUGGGAGUCGGCAGUGCUUAAAAACAGUAGUGUGGGGACAGCAGCUGUACAAAAAUCGGUCUCUGUGUGUUACAUGAACACUACAGUGAGCGGUCGGCAGCACAACAGUUUGAGGAAGAGCUUUUGAAUAAUGAUAUGGUGCUGGUGUAAGGGUAAAGAGCAUAAAGAAAUAAGCAGUGUCAAAGGUGUGAUUGCUGGUUCAAAAGCACAGAUCACGUGUGUCUUUGGGCAAAACAAUUUCCACAUUUCUCAUUUGCAACAUGAAGAGCACAGGGUGUAUUUGUCAGUUUUACCUUUAGUAACAUAUUUAUCAAGUCAAAUUAUUAAAUCAAAAUGGACAGAAAAAGUUACAGUUUAGUUUUUACAUAUUUUUUCCCCUUUGUUCACCCAACUUGAUGAUCCUAUCAGGCUCGGGUCUACAGGGGUGCAAAAGGGUGCAUUGCAACCUCAGUUAAAAAUGUUUGCACCUUCAAAAUAAUGCUGCUUAAUGGAAGUGUAUUAUGUUUUCCCCCCAUUUGAAUCUCAAAUGCACCCUCGGUCAGUUCGGGCUGUAGUUGGGUCUACAUACCUGGUCAUGUCAUAUAUACAUAGGUUUACAUAGGUAUUCAAUGAGAGGGGACCAUUUCAUAUUAAAAAAGUCACUCAAUGAUAAUCAUAACUUUUUGUAAUGGCUUCUUACUUUGGUCAAUAUUUUAGGCACGGUUUAUAAGGAUCCCUAAUUAUGUGAGUAAGAUAUCAAGCUUGACUUCAAAUUGUAAUAUAAAGGAAACGUCAUAUGGAAUGUGUCUUAUUGUGUAUAGUGUAAACUAUUAUUUAAUAAUGGUAUUAAUCUGUUUUGUCCAUGUCUUUUGCUUCUGUGUGUAUAUUUUGAGUAGUAAUAAUUGCGACAUGUGAGUAUUCUAUUUUAAAACAUCUUUGGCCGUGGUUACAUGUGCACUCAAAAGCUGAUUACAGUAAUAUCAGGUUUUUGGACUAUUAAGAUUAUUAAAAUGACAUGUGCACAGC